Messenger RNA from Bacillus rossius redtenbacheri, 4574 nucleotides. Its product is annotated as renalase-like. Lineage: Eukaryota; Metazoa; Arthropoda; Insecta; Phasmatodea; Bacillidae. Gene Ontology annotation, molecular function: oxidoreductase activity, acting on NAD(P)H. The record is from RefSeq and is a predicted model, not a curated record. Gene Ontology annotation, cellular component: extracellular region.
UUGAAAUAAUAACCGUAGCAAUGAUUAACUACGUAACACAUUCUUGUUAUUUCUAUGAUUUAUUUAUUUUUAAUUGUUAUUUUUAUUUCCUUACCUGUUUGAACACUAUUCAUAUUUGAACCGCUUUGCCGAUAUAUACCACAAUUGUAAUGAAAUGAUUUUAUGCAACUCCCAGAAGAAGGAGAUCCCUAAGUUAAGCCAAACAUGAAUGUGUAUCUUUGAGGUUAUCGUCCAAGGUUGUUUUUGAAACAAUGCUGAUAGUAGGUCUUCAGACGUAACAGAUAGUAAAUAAAUACUUUUACGAUUUCUAUGUCAGUGCACAGUGUAUAACGUGAUGGUUUUAAAGGUUCUUUUGGUCGGAACAGGUCUAACGAGCUCCCUUAUUGGGAAUUUCAUUAGGAAACAGUGCCAGAAGCCCUUGUUGUUAAUAACAUGGGAUAAAGCUAGAGGAACAGGUGGACGAAUGUCAACCAGUAGACAUCCAUCUGGUAGCGGCGAAGUUGAUCUAGGUGCACAGUACAUUACUUGUUUACCUGAAAACAAGAGUCGUCAUUUUGAAGUUUAUAAGACUUUGUUAGAUAAUCAUGUAAUCGAACCCUUAAGCGCUCGAGUUGUGGGCUUAAGAUUCCCUGAAGGUACUGAACAUUACGUUGCCCCGAAAGGAAUGAGUUCUGUGGUGAAACAUUUGCUGAAAGAUGUUUUUGAUGAAAUUAAUUUUAACCGUCGUGUAGUUUCAUUGUUGAAGGUAAAUGGUCAGUGGCUUGUUGAAUGUGAAGCAGGACAACAAGAAUUGUUUGAUAUAGUUAUCAUAACAAUACCAGUACCUCAAAUAUUGCAACUUUCAGGUACUGUAAACGAAAAUAUUACCCAAAAUAUCAAUCUAGGUAUUGCUCUAAAGAGUGUAAAAUUCAGUUCAAGGUAUGCUUUAGGAUUAUUUUAUGCUGAGAAUAUUACAAUAAAUGAACAGUGGGAUGUAAAGUACAUAUAUGAUGACAGCAUUUUUAGGUAUGCAGCAGUGGAUAACAUGAAACGCAACCAACCAGAUAGGCCAACAACAGCUGUACUUCACACAUCAGUGCAGUAUGGGGAAGAAAAUGUGGAGAGGAAUAUUGGUGAUGUGCAGUGUGAACUGAUGCAGCAUUUCAAAACUGUGUUCCCCCAUUGGCCAGUUCCUGAAACUGUGAAGUGCCACAAAUGGCGAUACUCACAGGUUGUCACACCAUAUUUGGGAACUCCAGGGUUUGUGACAAUAGAAGAAGAACCUUUGCUCUUAGCUGGUGGCGACAGCUUUACAAAGUCAACUUUUGAUGGUUGCAUUGAAUCAGCUGAGUUAGUUUCUCGGAAAGUUGUUGAAACCAUCAACACCAGAAGUGCCUAGCUAAUACUUGAUAUGACAACAAUGGCUGUUAUUAGUACCUAAACAAAAGUUGUUUUGUAAUAGUAAAAAUUUGUCCUUUAUUUAUGCAACCUAGUGUCUGAGGCAAGGGAGCUGGAGAAGGUGCAGCGUAGAGCAGUAACUUGCGUGAUGGGUAUGUGGUGGAGAAGGGAAGGGAAAUCUGGGGAAAUGCAUAGCUUGAUGGAAAUGAUUAAGGAGUUGGGGUGGAAAGCAUUACAGGGGAGUAGGAGGAGAGUGGAAGGUUAGUCAGACUGUAUAUGGUUAUAAAGGGACAGGGCGGUAGGGGUGCUGGUAACUAGGGUGCUCAGAGAUGCAGAGAUGGUUAUAGAGGACGGGAGAUCACGGGUAGAAACUCCAGAGGGAAUGGAGUUGAACAGAAAGAGGGAAGCAUAUCUUCCUUAUGAGGACAGAGAGGGAGUGGAAUGGGCUGGAAGAAGGAAUGCAGGGGGUAUGAGAGAUGCAAGGGAUCUGAGGAGACUAAAAGGAGUGAGGGGAAUGAGAGAAAGGGGAGGACUCCUAGCCACUGGAUGAAAGCCCAAUAUCAAUUGUAACAUGUCAAUUUCAAUUUGAAACCUCAACCAAAGGAUCCGUAAGUUUCAAGGCUGCAUUUGGUGAGAAACUUAUCAUAAAUGGAUGUCCUUUUUUUUUUUUUUUUUUUUUUUUUUCCAGAAUUCAGUUUGUAUUUACAAAUUUGUCAGAAAUUAUAAUAUUUACAAGUUCUAGUAAUUAAUUUGCCAGUAAUAAAUUAAUCAUGAAAGGAUGUAGACAACAGUUGUCUGGCUAACAACAAACUAUAAUUUUUUAAUAAAUGAUAAUGUCACAGACCCCUCAAAGGGUUUGAGGAUGCAUAAAAGGACACAAUAGACUCAUUCUAUCACGUAAAGCUGCAUCUAUGAGUAUAAGGAUCCUAGAAACUUCUAACGGUCAACAGAAAUAGCCAACAUAUUUUAGCCUAAAGGAUACUUUAAUGAGGUGUUUGGUGACAGCAAUUAUUUACUAGUUAAUAUAUUUUGAUAGUUUUACAAGUCAGUUUAGAAUUAUUGGAUCUAUUUUUUAUUUGACUGUUGAAGUGAUGUUUAAAUGUCAAGAAUAUAUUACAGUUUAGAAUACCCACAUGUGGUCAACAUCAGGCCUAAAGGCCUUGUGGAGAAAGGUGAAGCAGUGAUCACUUAUUGGAUUUGAAUUCCAGAGGACCCAGAUUCAAAUUCCGGUCAGGCCACUCUGGUUUCGAAUUCCAUGUUUUCUCUACCUCCUUGGUAAAUAUGUAGAGUAAUGGUAUCUGCGAAAAAAAAAUGCUAAAAAUCUGAAAAUACUUUUAUUAUGUGCUCUUUCACUUCCUCUUUUCAAUAAACCAGGCGGAGAUAAGAAAUUCCAAAUACUUUAGGAGAUAUUGAAUUUUUUAAUUUUGCAAUACAAGACAUGUGCAAUCUUUCAACCUCCGCAAUGUUUGUUAAUUUGCAGUGUGUUCGUUAAUGCGUAAUUAAAUAAAAUGGUCGAUUAGGUCAGGUCAGUUACAUUAUUAAUACUUUCAAAAUAAGCGGACAUUACACAUAAUGAGAAUUAAUUUUAAUGGCUGUUUAGUUUUAAAAUAUUUAUAAUGUAACUGACCUGACCAAACAAACCGGGACAAAGGAUGAACAGUAGGAACUAAAAUGGUUGAUUAGGUCAGGUCAGUUACAUAAUAAAUACUUUCAAACUAAACUGACAUUAAAAAUAAUAUGAAUUAAUUUUAAUGGUUGUUCAGUUUUAAAGUAUUUAUAAUGUAGCUGACCUGACCAAACAAACCAGGACAAAGGAUGAACAGUAGAAACUCACGUAAUUUUUUUUUUUUUACUUAUUACUUGCGCAACAAUAUCAAAAUAACAAAUAAAACAUUAAAAUUUGAAACCGUUAAAAACUCACCUAAGUUAGAGGCGGGUACAAUUCCUUUCCCAUUAGUAGAAAAUGAUGUAGUCGUUCACCUACGUCGUGAAAAAAAAAAAAUUCUCAUAAACAAGCAACAAUUGUUAAUGCCGCAUGAAUGCACAGGUAUUGUGAUGAAAAUUAAAAAUUUGAUAUCUCCUAAAGUAUUCAUAAUUUCUUAUCUCCGCCGGGUUUAAUGAAAAGAGGAAGUUAAAGAGCACAGAAUAAAAGUAUUUUCGGAAUUAAAAUUUUUUUUUUAACAAAUAUCGCCCAAAUGUGAUAAUUAAAAAAUUCGAUAUCACCUAAAGUAUUUCGAAUUUCUUAUCUCCGCCGGUUUUAAUGAAAAGAGGAAGUGAAAGAGCGUAGAAUGAAAGUAUUUUCAGAUUUUUAGCACUUUUUUUUUGCAGAUACCGUUACCGUACAUAUUUACCAAUCCUUUGAGACAAAUACUACUGGGAUGGUUCCUGCUUUUUUUAUAUUCUUAUUUUUAUUCUGUAUUUCUAUGAAACGUUAGUAGAUUGUCUAAAAUAACAAGAUCGUAAAAGCCUAAGUGUAUUUUUAUUGAUUUAAUUAAAAUGUGUUUCUGAGGUUAUAUUUUCAUAGGUGUUAUAAUUUGAAGUUUUAUAUAUUUAUAUAUUGCAGGAGUUAUCCAGUGAUUAUUGGUCGAAAUAUGUUUAUGACUUUGGAAAGUUUGGUUUGUGUUGCAAGAUCUGAGACAGUUGUUUCUUAAGUUAACUUUAAAAAAAUUAGUAGAUUAAUAUAAGUAGUAAGCUGUGGUUUUAUAUUUGUAGGAAAUUUCAGAAAAUUUUCUAAAAUAGGUAACAAGAUUGUAAAAGCUUAAAUAUUGUGUUUCAGGGUAUUGUUUCAAAAGCAACUGUUAAAAAGUGUAUAAACUUCUUGAAAUAUCACAAUGCUGUUUUUUGGAAUAAUUAAAUAGAAUAAGAGAACUCAAAAAUACAAUUUUCAGAUGUUAACUUUCAUUUUUUAGGAAGAGCACCUACUCAAGAAAAUUACUAAUGCUUGUUUCUAGAUUGUAUUUGUAAUGACAUUGUGACAACAUUGUGACCUGUCAACGUUGAGUCACGUGUAUGCAAUCCCGUCCAAUGGAUACAUGUCACAAAUCAUCUCUCAAUGGCUACAUUCCAAAUACUGAGCAUGUGUUAAUGUUGGGAGCUGCUUGGUUCGGUACAUAAAGGCAGUCUGUUGCUAAUUGGGCAAGCAUUUAUGGUGAUUGCUAUGAUUAUGUUGGUCAAUAAAUUCAAAUGCAUACUUCAAA